This is a messenger RNA of Theobroma cacao (cacao), 2182 nucleotides long. The record is from RefSeq and is a predicted model, not a curated record. Lineage: Eukaryota; Viridiplantae; Streptophyta; Magnoliopsida; Malvales; Malvaceae.
CAUAAUCCACAUCAGUACUGCUCUGCAAAAACAUACCAACACAUUUCUUCUCUUCUUCGACAUCACUACUUCUUUCUGUCUGACGUUUAAAUUUCCAUCAAAGCUCUCUGGAAGAACUGGUUGCAUGCCAAGGAAAGGAAUGAGGACCGUCUUCUUCAAAUCCCCAUCUCCUACUAGGAUCACUCCUCCUGCUUCUCCACUUCCCCAUACUUUUUCCGAGUCUUUAAUGGAGGAAAACAUUGAAGUUGCCGAAUUCGUCAUCACUAAAUGGGACUCCUUAUCGGAAAGCAAUUCAUCCCACUGUAACAUCGGUUCUCUUUUCUCCGACGACAAUCGGGAAGAAGCGAAGCUGUACUUGAGUUCCGUUAAGGGUCUGCAAAAAGCCAUGCAAUACUUGGCUUCACACCAAGCAAGUUCCGAGAAACUUGUCCCAGCUCAGACACUGAUGCAGACUGCCAUGAAACGGCUCGAGAGGGAGUUUUACCAAAUUUUAAAGUCGAACCGGGAUUAUCUUGACCCGGAAUCCGUUUCUACUCACUCUUCUGCCAGACCUUCGACUUCGAGGUCUAGCUUUUCAGACUUCGAAAAUGAGUCUGAAAACGAGAGGGACGAGGAUGAGUCGAUACCCGAGGUCGAGAGAGUUUCCCUAGCCGCAAUGACCGAUUUAAAAGCCAUUGCCGAUGCCAUGAUAUCAGCUGGGUACACAAGGGAAUGCCUCAAAAUUUACAAGAUUAUUCGGAAAUCGAUCGUCGAUGAAGCUCUUUAUCAUCUGGGAGUUGAAAGUUUGACUUUUCAGCAGAUUCAAAAGAUGGAUUGGGAAGUCUUGGAGCUUAAGAUUAAGAAUUGGUUAAACGCUGUUAAAAUGGCGGUUAAGACCCUGUUUUAUGGAGAGAGAAUCCUCUGUGAUCACGUGUUUUCGGUUUCGGAUAAGAUCAGAGAAUCUUGUUUUUCUGAGAUUUCGAAAGAAGGAGCUUUGGCGUUAUUUGGAUUCCCAGAAACUGUAGCAAAGUGCAAGAAAACUCCCGAGAAAAUGUUCCGUAUUUUGGAUUUGUACGAGGCUGUUUCCGAUCUUUGGCCCGAGAUUGAAUCAAUCUUCAGCUUCGAAUUAACCUCAACCGUCCGAUCAACCGCCGUUAACUCCUUAAUCAGGCUCGGUGAGGCCGUUAGAACGAUGUUAACGGACUUCGAAAUGGCGAUUCAAAAGGAUUCAUCCAAAUCGACUCUCGCAGGCGGUGGAAUACACCCUCUUACACGCUACGUUAUGAAUUACAUCAGUUUCCUCGUCGACUAUAGCGGGAGUCUCUCCGACAUCCUUGCAGAUUGGCCGUUAACGAUUCCAUCUCCUUUACCCGAGUCUUACUUCGGCAGCCCCGACAACGAGGAGAGCAUUUCAUCGCCGAUUUCGGUCCGUUUAGCUUGGCUCAUCCUCGUCAUGCUAUGCAAACUGGACGGGAAAGCCGCGAUGUAUAAAGACGUGGCGCUUUCUUAUUUGUUCUUAGCAAAUAAUCUCCAAUACAUCGUCGGAAAAGUCCGCCAAUCGAAUCUGAAGUUCCUUCUAGGUGACGAUUGGGUCACAAGGCACGAACUGAAAGUGAAACAGUAUGCCACGAAUUACGAGAGGGUGGGAUGGAGCAAAGUGGUCGCGUCACUGCCUGAAAAUUCAACGGCUGAGAUUCCAGUUGAUCAAGUGAUAGAUCAUUUUAGAAAAUUUAAUUCAGCCUUUGAAGAAACAUACACAAAACAAACUUCUUGGGUCAUAGCCGACCCGAAACUCCGAGAUGACAUCAAAAUCUCGUUGGCAAGACGGAUUGUCCCGAUCUACAAGGAGUUUUUCGAGAAAUACGGCGGAAUGCAGCUGAGGAAGAAAAUGUGGGUUGAGUCACUUGUCAGAUAUACCCCUGAUGAUUUGGGAAAUUACUGGUCGGAUUUGUUUUUCGGAAGCGGAAGUUCAGGAAGUGUUUCGUCAAGUUCAAGCCGAGGUGGUCGGAGUCGUUGAAACCGACCUUUUUUCGGUGCGUGGAAAGAAUUGCCGACCACAUUGGAUUUUAGGCUCGUGUUUUGUUUUUUUGUGGAUAAUUAUAAGAAGAAUGAGGCGUGUAGUGAAUCUGAUUGACACGUGUAUAAAGAAAAGAUUAAUUCAACUCAAUUAAUACAAAAUUCUUUGAUUAAUCAUAUUAAUUAA